Morone saxatilis (striped sea-bass) is the source of this 2461-nucleotide messenger RNA. RefSeq names its product cytochrome P450 3A40. Lineage: Eukaryota; Metazoa; Chordata; Actinopteri; Moronidae. Gene Ontology annotation, molecular function: iron ion binding; oxidoreductase activity, acting on paired donors, with incorporation or reduction of molecular oxygen, reduced flavin or flavoprotein as one donor, and incorporation of one atom of oxygen; heme binding. The record is from RefSeq and is a predicted model, not a curated record. The coding region runs from base 63 to 1577 and encodes 504 amino acids. The transcript is spliced from 13 exons.
UGUGAUUUGGGACUUUAGUGACAUUUGUGCUGCCGUUGUUAGAAGAGAAUAAACGUGCAGAGAUGGGCUACUUCUUAUAUUUUUCUGCCGAGACAUGGACCCUCUUGGUUGCUCUCAUCACACUGUUCUUUGUGUAUGUCUACUGGCCAUAUGGAACAUUUAAGAAAAUGGGAAUCCCUGGUCCUAAACCGAUCCCCUUUUUUGGCACUAUGUUGGCAUAUAGAAAGGGAUUCAUGAACUUUGACUUUGAGUGCUUUCAGAAAUAUGGGAAAACAUGGGGCAUUUAUGAUGGCCGUCAGCCUGUGCUGUGUAUCACAGAUGUUUCCAUGAUAAAAACUGUUCUGAUAAAGGAGUGUUACUCCCUCUUCACCAAUCGCAGAAACUUCCGUCUGAACGGACCACUGUAUGAUGCCGUGUCCAUUGCUGAGGAUGACCAGUGGAGGAGGAUCCGCAGUGUUCUCUCUCCCUCCUUCACCUCAGGAAGACUGAAAGAGAUGUUUGGCAUAAUGAAACAGCACUCUGCUAACUUGAUCAGCAGCAUGAAAAAGAAGGCAGACAAGGAUGAGCCCUUAGAGCUGAAGGAGUUCUUUGGACCCUACAGUAUGGAUGUUGUAACCAGCACAGCCUUUAGUGUAGACCUAGACUCUCUCAACAACCCCUCAGAUCCCUUUGUCACCAACAUCAAGAAGAUGCUGAAGUUUGACCUUUUCAGCCCUCUCUUCCUCAUUGUUGCUUUCUUCCCCUUUAUGGGUCCUGUUUUUGAGAAGAUGGAGUUUUCCUUUUUCCCUUCGUAUGUCACAGACUUCUUUUACGCUGCACUGCAGAAGAUCAAAUCUAACCGAGAGACCAGCAAGCAAAAGAGUCGCGUGGAUUUCCUUCAGCUGAUGAUUGAUUCCCAGAAAAACAAUGACCUCAGUGGAGUAGAACAGGAUAAAGGUUUAAGCGAUCAUGAGAUCCUUUCUCAAGCAAUGAUUUUCAUCUUUGCUGGCUACGAAACAAGUAGCAGCUCUCUCACUUUCUUGGCUUACAAUCUGGCGACAAACCCUGAUGUGAUGAAACGGCUGCAGCAGGAGAUCGACUCCACGUUCCCUAACAAGGCUCCGAUUGAGUACCAAGCUCUGAUGCAGAUGGAGUAUCUAGACAGCGUCAUCAACGAGUCUCUCCGACUGUACCCCAUUGCUCCACGUCUGGAGCGUGUGGCCAAGGCAACUGUUGAGAUAAAUGGCAUUGUGAUUCCAAAAGAUAUGGUUAUCAUGGUACCCACGUGGCCCCUGCACCGGGACCCCGAUCUGUGGCCCGAGCCGGAGGAGUUCAAACCCGAGAGGUUCAGCAAGGAGAACAAGGAGACUAUUGAUCCGUACACAUACAUGCCUUUCGGGGCAGGACCAAGGAACUGCAUAGGGAUGCGAUUUGCUCUGGUGAUGAUGAAACUAGCAAUAGUGGAGAUCCUCCAGAGUUACAGCUUCUCUGUGUGUAAGGAGACUGAGGUGCCCUUUGAGAUGGACAUCCAGGGCCUGCUGAUGCCAAAACGACCAAUCAAACUGAAGCUGGAGCCAAGGUCUGAACCUUCAAGCUAAAAAACAAGAAGAUAAAGGAUAAUUAUUUUAACUAUGUUGAAGUAACACCAUGUCCAUUUGUUGUAUGCACAUUAGCUGAUACUGUUUUUUUGCUGCUGUCAAAGCUUUUAUCAACACUUAUCCUAAUCUGAGUGACAAACGGAUCAUUUUUAACGCUGUGUUAACAAUAACAAUUUCUUAUGCAUACUGUCAUUCUUACAUGUGAUUUGAUCAGUGUUAUAGCAACUUGCAUGUGCUAUAAAUGAUUAAAAUGUGACUGUACAAUAGCAGCAUGACAGAUACAUUUUUCAUACUUACUUAGAAGUUUUAAAAAAUAAGAGGGACAUUUCUUUCCAAGCAAGUCAAAUAUUUACAACAUGAAGUAUGGGCUGAGGUCUGGUGGACAAAAUAACAAAAAACAUCUUGCAGUAUACUUGCUAUUAAUGUCACACAAGAGAACCACUCGCUAUUGUCUCAGUGUUUAACCAUAUAGUUAAAUCAACACUUCUUCAAUUUUAAAAGCUUUACCAAAGGAAGUACUGUUAUUUGUUGCAGGCUGAUUGCACAGGCUUUCAUUAUCUUUUGCAGGUGCUCGUGUUUUUCUUUCCACCCCGUGUAAAAUAUUAACUGAAAUAAAAAAAGUCAGUAAUAGAGGUAAUAUUCAGAUCCUUUUUUAAGUUUUUAAUCAUUAAUAUCACACUAUAAAACAUUCUGUUAUGUAUACUUUAACUUUUACUACUGUAUACUGACUGUUAUAAUAUUAUAUAUUAGUGCUGUGUUGUUUGCAGGGGGAAAAUAAGUCCAUUGUCCAUUCAAAAUAUGUGUUUUGUAAGAUUUAUAUUUUUUCAAACACAAAAUCAUGGUUUCUGUAUCCUUUCCUGCUCUAUUAAAAAAAUAUCAGCCCA